Vigna unguiculata (cowpea) is the source of this 1518-nucleotide messenger RNA. RefSeq names its product glutathione S-transferase TCHQD-like. Lineage: Eukaryota; Viridiplantae; Streptophyta; Magnoliopsida; Fabales; Fabaceae. The record is from RefSeq and is a predicted model, not a curated record. Gene Ontology annotation, molecular function: glutathione transferase activity.
UUUCGCACUUUGCAUAUUUUUUACUCUUCACUUUGUAGUUUAGUUCAAGCCUUUUCAGCUUUUUAUUCUUGUCUCCUGGAAAAUUCUCCAAAAGCCCAACUCAACGCUAACUUGUUCCUUUCCCUGUUUUUCUCUUCUCUGCUUCUGGGUUAGCACUAAUUUGGCCCUGAAUGCCAUCUCAGUGGUUCCUGUAUGGUUUUUGGUGUUAGCACACUACCUGCAAGAAAUAUUGCCUGAGAAGAAGAUGCAGCUAUAUCAUCAUCCGUUGGAUUUGGACAGCCAGAGGGUGAGAAUUUCAUUGGAGGAGGAGGGUGUGGAUUAUACAUCUCACCAUGUCAAUCCCAUUACUGGCAAGAACUUGGAUUCUUCUUUCUUCAAGAUGAAUCGCCGUGGAAGGGUCCCGGUUUUCCAAAAUGGUUCUCAUAUCAUUUACAACACUAUUGAUAUAAUCCAGUACAUCGAAAGAAUUGCUGUGGUUUCCUCAGGGGCUGACAGUAUCAGUACCAGUAACAGGGAAGUGAUUGAAUGGAUGCAGAGGAUACAAGACUGGGACCCCAAGUUUUUCACACUUGCACAUAUACCUGAGAAAUACCGUGUUUAUGUUUCCAAGUUCAUAAGGCAAGUGGUGAUUGCUCGCAUGUCUGAGUCACCUGAAUUAGCAGGAGAUUACCAUAGGAAGUUGAGAGAAGCCUAUGAGACCGAAGAGAAAUUGAAAGAAGCAGACGUUUUGAGAAGGAGCAAAGAGCAUUUGGUUAGAUUGCUUGAUGAGGUGGAGAGGCAACUGUGUGAAACACCUUUUUUGGCAGGUCAAGAUUUUACCAUGGCUGAUGUGAUGCUCAUUCCAGUAUUAGCUCGUUUAAAACUCUUGGAUUUAGAGAAUGACUACAUAACUGGAAGGCCAAACAUUGCUGAGUAUUGGCUUUUGGUUCAGCAAAGGCCUAGUUAUAAAAGGGUGAUUGGUAAGUACUUCAAUGGUUGGAGAAAGCACAAAACACUCUUGAAAACAUGGUUCUUGGUUCGUAUUCGAAGUUUGCUGAAGAGGUACUAGUGCAACAGGUACUAGUGCAACACUUGUAUAUCUGUCAGGAUUUCCAAAAGGGGGUUGAACAAAUCAACAUAGGAGAUAAUCAUUCUGUGUAUGGUGGGUCAAGGGAACUUAUAUCAGACAUUGUACUUUAUUUGUUCUACCUUUUUCUUUCAACACUUUUUUCUUGAUGCUGGAGGAAGAUCUGCAGUCAAAGUGGCCAGCAUAAAAACAUCUUUUGUCUGAGUAUUGAAACAAUUCAUUCACUGCAAUAUUCAUCCAUUGAAAGAAUAAUGUAAGGGAAAAAUUGUUCAUACUGACACUGGAAUCACAGGGUUGCUGCUGGUUGUAUGUACAUUAAUUCUGAUACUUGUAAAUGUAAUCAAAGAAACAUAUAUAGUGUAAUGGUAUAUAUACAUUUUCUUCUUUUGUGAACAGCAUGUUGAACUACAAGUUGCAGUUUGAACAAUGGACUAGAGACACUACAUCAUCUA